Rattus norvegicus (Norway rat) is the source of this 6657-nucleotide messenger RNA. RefSeq names its product pleckstrin homology domain containing A8 (gene Plekha8). The transcript is spliced from 14 exons. Gene Ontology annotation, molecular function: sphingolipid transfer activity; cerebroside transfer activity; glycolipid transfer activity. Lineage: Eukaryota; Metazoa; Chordata; Mammalia; Rodentia; Muridae. Gene Ontology annotation, biological process: glycolipid transport; globoside biosynthetic process; lipid transport. The record is from RefSeq and is marked validated. Bases 168 to 1730 code for a protein of 520 amino acids. Gene Ontology annotation, cellular component: cis-Golgi network membrane; Golgi apparatus; nucleoplasm.
CGGCCGCUCUGCCGCGUCCACACCGACCGCGCCAAGCGCAGGCGCAGCCCCGGGACCCUAAGCUGGUGCUCCUAGGCUGUCGCGGUGACCCCGCCCCCGGGCCCAGGAUGUGAGGCAGGCCCGGUGUCCCCGCGGCGGGCCGGGGCGGUGAGGGGCCCGCAGGCGCCAUGGAGGGCGUGCUGUACAAGUGGACCAACUACCUGAGCGGUUGGCAGCCUCGAUGGUUCCUUCUCUGUGGGGGAAUACUGUCCUAUUACGAUUCUCCUGAAGAUGCCUGGAAGGGUUGCAAAGGGAGCAUCCAGAUGGCAGUCUGUGAGAUUCAAGUUCAUUCCGUGGAUAACACUCGUAUGGACCUCAUCAUCCCUGGGGAACAGUAUUUCUACUUAAAAGCCAGAAGUGUGGCAGAGAGACAGCGAUGGCUGGUGGCUCUGGGAUCUGCCAAGGCCUGCCUGACUGAUAGUAGGACUCAAAAGGAAAAAGAAUUUGCAGAAAACACUGAAAACCUGAAAACCAAAAUGUCGGAACUAAGGCUAUACUGUGACCUCCUUGUUCAACAAGUAGAUAAAACAAAAGAAGUGGCCACAGCCGGUGUUGCUGACUCUGAGGAGGGAAUCGAUGUGGGAACUCUGCUGAGAUCAACCUGCAACACUUUCCUGAAGACCUUGGAGGAGUGCAUGCAGAUUGCAAAUGCAGCCUUUACCUCUGAACUGCUCUACCAUACACCCCCAGGGUCCCCUCAACUAGCGGUGCUCAAGUCCAGCAAGAUGAAACAUCCUAUCAUACCAAUUCAUAAUUCAUUGGAAAGGCCGAUAGAGUUAAACAGUUGUGAAAAUGGAUCGCUAAGUGUAGAAGUAAAUGGUGAUGAAGAACUCCUAAUGAAAACCAAGAAGAGUUCCUUAUAUUUGAAAUCCACAAAGGCAGAUUGCAACAUCUCCAGUGAAGAAAACACAGAUGGAAAUACGACAGUCCAGGGUGAGAGAAUGAAGGAAGAUGGAGAGGAAAACCUGGAGAGUCAUGACAGGGAUCUGGCACAGCCGGGAUCAGACUCAGUUUGCUCGCCAGAAUCUCCCUGGGAAGACAGUGAAGAAGUUAUUCCAACUUUCUUCAGUACUAUGAAUACCAGCUUUAGUGACAUUGAGCUUCUGGAAGACAGUGGCAUUCCCACAGAAGCAUUCUUGGCAUCUUGUUAUGCAGUGGUUCCAGUACUAGAUAAACUUGGUCCCACCGUGUUUGCUCCUGUUAAGAUGGAUCUUGUUGGAAAUAUUAAGAAGGUAAAUCAGAAGUACAUAACCAACAAGGAAGAGUUUACCACCCUCCAGAAGAUAGUGCUGCACGAGGUGGAAGCCGAUGUGGCUCGGGUUAGGAACUCGGCAACUGAAGCCCUCUUGUGGCUGAAGAGAGGUCUCAAAUUUCUAAAGGGAUUUUUGACAGAAGUGAAGAAUGGGGAAAAGGACAUCCAGACAGCACUGAAUAAUGCAUAUGGCAAAACAUUACGGCAACACCAUGGCUGGGUAGUUCGAGGGGUUUUUGCGUUAGCACUGAGGGCAGCACCAUCCUAUGAGGACUUUGUGGCUGCACUAACCAUAAAAGAAGGCGACCAUCAGAAAGAAGCUUUCAGUGCUGGGAUGCAGAGGGACCUCAGCCUUUACCUCCCUGCUAUGGAAAAGCAGCUGGCCAUACUGGACACGUUAUAUGAGAUCCACGGGCUGGAAUCUGACGAGGUGGUGUGACAGCCACAGGACAGCACCUCCUAACAUCAGGGAAUAAAGUCUGUAAAGUGUUGUGUUGCCCUAGUUGAUUUUCAGCAACAGCUUUGAUACCCUCCAGCACCUUUCUGUAGGGAGGUGGACAUGAGGAAGACCUAAUGCUUUUAUUUAGAAUUGUUUUAAUGCAUAUGUGUUCCAUGUGUUUAAAAAUCAAGGUGCUAAAUAUUUCAACAGGCCAACUGGAAACCAGAGCAUCGCUGUUCCAGACCUGAGUGGUAGGCAGUAAGAGCAAACUGACAGAUGAAUUUGUUGGGAUCACACCUGUAUUGUUCUGUUUCAGUUACUAGUUUUAAUGGGCACCUAAACCCACUCAGUAUGCAGGGCUAUAAUACAAAGUCAGUGAUGAGAAUAGCUUAGAGGCUGACUGGGCAUCAGAGGGAGUGUAAGCCCCUUCAUUGAAGGACUUGCUGUGUAAGAGUUUGUUAUUCCUAGACUUUCUUGAGUGGAUCCCUUCUCCGUUGCUCUGCAGAUGGGAAGGGCUGUGUAGUGCAGACAUGUGGGCAGUUGUGGGUAAACACUGACAAGGACUGCCAUGCCUAUUGUCAGGUGGAACGGUGGCUCAAGAGGAUGAUCUCAGCCCAUGCUGGAGAACAGAAUAGAAAGGUGCAGUAAGUCAUUUGGGUGACACAUGCCACUCUUUGCCAAUACAAUACAUUUCCCGUGUGUUAUCUGAGUUGGACAUCAUAGCAAAACAGCAACUGUAAAAGAGUAUUCAUCCUGCUUCCCAAGUAGGGCUUACAGUAGGGCCUGCUCACAGUCAUGGAGGAUCUUGUUUCUGAGGACUUUAUUUUUAUUUAUUUAUUUAUUUAUUUUGCCUGCUUUAUUAACUCUCUUCAGCAAAAGAGCCAGGUAGCUUCCAAAUGUGAUCUAGAUCACCUCUGUAAUAGGUGAUCACAUGACGUGCUAUUUCAAAGAAGAGAGUCCAGAGUGGAAUGUCCCUGGGGAUAACCUUUCUAGGUGACACACUCUUGUAAACAAGGCUGAAGAGCCAAAUUCCCAUUUGAACUCUAGUUUACAGAAUUCCCAGGCUUCUGCAGAAACCAAAUAAAACACCCUCCUUCCAGAGGAAGGGGCCAUCAUUCAAGUAACAUAAUUAAAUGGAGAGUGAAUAGACCAGCAGCUGGUGUAACAGCUUGUGGCAUUCUUCUAUAAAGAGUGACAGGAUGCCCCAUCUCCCAGAAAUGGACCAAGCUGCCUAGAGUGUGCACAGGGAAGAAGCCAUGAAUGCCUUCCCCAGUAGAGGCUACUUCCCCCUAGCAACAAGAAGAGUCACUCUAGCAUAAGCAGUCCCCUGAAGAAAGUGAGCUCUUUGCCAAGCACAGGUAAAGGGAGUGGCUGUGCACGCUGCUUUUGUUGCUGUAUAGACUAGGGCACUGCAGAGAACUUUUCAGGGAAAGGUACUAAUUUGUCUUUUGUCUGUCUUUAAACAAGUGGGUAUUCACUCGAAUUAAUGCAGCAGUAGAGUGGGCCACAGAGGCCCCUGCAGUGCCAGCUACUCAGAAGUAUGAGGGCGAAGUAUUAUUUGAGCCCAGGAUUUGGAGGUUAACCAAAACAACAUAGCAAGACCUUGCCUCUUAAAAAUACUUUUAAUAAAAUUUUAAGCCAAGCAAGCAUUUUGCUGACAUGAGAAGUUCUAGAAAUUAAACCUAGGAAAGGGAGGACUGGGCUGGACUUAACAGUGUGCUACUUUGCUCUUGCAGGAGUUUCAUAUGGAUCCUCUUCUCUGGCUAAUGGAAAUGGGGGACAGGGCCAGGGCAUAGCUUAGACCUCCUGUCCUCCACACAGCCUAGGACAGGAAAGGAAAAGUAGCCAACCUGCUUGUCUCUGCUACCAGGAAGUCGGCAUUAAGAAUGGCUGUGAGCAGAGCCGUAGGUUCCUCUGGAUCUCUAGUCUGGGACUGGCACUCUGAGAGCAUUUUAGUCCAGGUCCUCACUAAGGCCCUGAGUGCACGUGUAAGGAGAGCUGACUUGCAGGGCAGUCUGGGUUUGUAAGUUCAUCCCACCUGAAUUAGCAGUUCUUGGUUUCUCAUUUUAGUUAAAGCUAAUUUAUUUCAUCUGAUUCAGUUACUUUCUAAGAAAUGAAAAGAAGAACCUGAAAGUGCUCCCUGGAGCUGCCUCCCCCACAAGAGCCCCAGUAUCCCUGAGCCACCCUCACCCUGACAGAUGAAGGACUGGUUGGUUUGUUGACAGAAUGUUUACCUUAUCUUCAUUGCUAAAAGUUUUUGGAUGUUUUCCUAGCAUAAUCUUGAGACUAGGGAAAUGUCUUCCUAGAGAGCAGCAGAAUUGAAUGAGCGGCACUGGCUGAGGGCUUACGGAGCUCAGCCCCAACACCAUCCCAUGGUUUGCCCUUCACCCUCACCCCAUGACGCUUGGCUCCACGUGGGCUGACAUCAGUAUGUGUUGAACUGAACAAAGGCUUUUUAAUUGUGAUAAGCCUUAGUCUUUUAAAAAUAGAUCUGAUUAUAACUAAAACCUACUGACAGAUGCUGCCUUGGAGGAAUAUCUUUAAGGGUAGAAACCAUCUUAUAAUUGAGGCAGAGUUGACAGCUCUUGACCCAGGCUGGAAGGGUACCGUAAGCACAUAAUGGCUUGUUGCUAUGUCCAAGUCAUUAUAAGCAUGAACGCACCCGUAGAGUCACUUACCACAGUGGGUAACAUCUGAGCUCCUCUUCUCAGCCUUGCAGCUUUUCUCUGCUACUGAGCAUUGCUAGCAGUGGACCCCCUGUACCACCCCCCAUCAGCUUGCCACAGUGGUUUGCUCUCCCAGCUCUUGUUUCCCCUUCUUCAGCGGCAGCAGCAGCCCACCUGGUCCAGGAUCUGUUAUACACCUAGCCAAAAUGCCAGCGCUUAGGGCAGACGCCAUGUUCACAUUUAGCUGUAAGGUAAGGGAAAGUCAGCAUGGGAGAGCUGAGUGCCACAGGAAAACGCACCCUCGGCUUUGAUUGCUCCAUGGACAGUUAGUGCAGUCCGCUUCUGUCUGUGGAGUAUUUCCAGGUGCAGGAAGCGUCUGAUGCGGUCCACAAACACGGGACACUUGGUUAAACUUGAAGUGAGAAGAGCUGAAGAACUCUUAACUAGUCCGACUGUAACAGUCAUUUUACAGGGAGAGAUUUCAGACAAAGCAACAGAAGUCAGAGGGUUGUGAGCAAUACAAGAUAUAAGGCAUUUUGGGGACAUUUAAAAGAAUUUUUUAAAUGUGUUUCCUACUAGACCACUAUGUCCUUCAGGCAUGGAGCUAUGUCAUGUUGUGUUUCUGAAUCAUCAAUUCAAACCACUGCUUCUGAUUUUAGUCACAGGUUUACAACGGUUCAAAUCCCUACCCUCAUGUUUCAUUUCACUACCAAUCAUUUUUAAAUUCUAAGGUGUCUGGAUAGAAGAGUUCUGAGUAACUGGAAUACGUGUUGGGCCAUUACUCUGACAUCUAAUGCAUUUGGGCAGAGAAAGCCAGACAUGGGAUGCUUUGUGACACUGUGCAGACUACAUGGUCAUGUGCAUCAGACCCAUCCUGUGAUGUGCACAUGAAGUGAUAUGACAUAUGUGUUCUACUUCCAUGUGUCCCUUUGUAGCCUGCAGUAGCUUACUCAGGAGUUACACAAUGACAUAAAUAUCCGCCAGCUGUCGAGUGGCAUUUGAAGACUUUAUCCAUGACAAGGUUAUAGUGGCAUUACAUUAGUUGAGGGUCCUUCACUGCACACUGGUCCUUCCCUGUGAAUUCUCCCAGUCCAACCCUGUCUAGACUCUGCUGCAGACCAUUUGCAUGAUUUCUUGCUGUACAGCUGCAUUUGGGAACUCUAGGGCAUGACCACCCAGUCACUGGUAAUGCCUCUGGUACAGAGGUCGCAUGCAUUGAUCCUCUUCUCCAUUGUCUAUAUAUGGCCUUUAAUGGAAAGGAAAAAAUGCCACUACCCUGCAUUGCAGUUUUCAGAAUUCUUGUAAAUUGUGAACCCUUGAGUCACUUCUUCAGGGUACAAAGUGUUUCUAGUCAAGCUGUGUGGGGACAUCCUGCUUGUUUUAAAUGUCUUAUAUAUUUACAGUAUGGUCAGUAUCUUCCCUUUACACAUAGCCUUGGGCAAGGUGGUCCCCUCACCCUGAGGUGGGUGGUUCCAUCAGCCUUAGGACGGGUGGCUUCAUUACACAACUGGUCUCAUUCCCAGAGAGCCCCAAGUGUCCAUUCAGAUGUGUAGGUGGAGUUGGUGAAGAGAAGGGUGAUCUAGAUGGCUGAUGAGCCAGCCUCAUGGCAUGGGGUACCGGAUGAUUCCUGUGUGCAUGAGAACUUCACUAGAAUGUCAUUAAACAGCCCAACUACCUCAAGUGAAAUUGGCUGUGGACAAUCUGUGUUUGAUGAGAAAUGUGUUUGGAGAAACUUAUUCUGGUUAAUAAGUUGAAUAGUGCAGUGUCUCUAUGAAGAAGAAACAUGUUAUACCAGAUGCCAAAGGCUAAACUAUACAUAAAUUCUCUCAGAUCCAUUUCUAUGUUAAUGUUUAAUUCCUCAGUCUGUAUCCUCAUGAACAUUUGUAGCUUUGUAGAGCCAUGUGCUUUGGGUAUCUGUCACAGAAUCACCUCUUGUCCCUCAGUAUUUUGAAUGAACAUCAUAAUGCUGAUAGGAACUAAGUUAAACUACGAAAGUGUCAAACAACUUGUGGCUUCUUAAUUUAAUGGACCUUUACUUAGAAAUGUAUUGGAGCCUUUUAGGACCAAUUGUUGAGUGAAAAUCUUGUGUGCAAACGUGUCUGCUUUUCUGUCCAAGUUGUUAUUCCUGUAUUUCAUGAACAGUGGGGCAGGGGUAAGGGUUUUACUUUCUUUGGAGAAUGUUUGAAAACAUCUGUCAGAUUUUUAUAUUCAUUAGUUACAAUAAACAUAUUUUUAGAGUAUUUUAUUAAAUGUUCUUCAAA